Messenger RNA from Protopolystoma xenopodis, 219 nucleotides. Lineage: Eukaryota; Metazoa; Platyhelminthes; Monogenea; Polystomatidea; Polystomatidae. The record is from the annotation of a GenBank genome assembly.
AUGUCCAUCGCCCAAAAUGAGAAUUUUUUUCUUUUUGAUCUUUUCACCCUACCCCCGUCAGGCUACUUCUUCUCCCGGGGCUGCUACUACUUCUACUGGACCCCUCGGGGCGAUCUGCCCAACUUGCCGACGUAUCAGGUCGCCGUGCUCGGAGCCGCAAUGAUGGCCUGCGUUGACAGCUUUCUUUGUCUCCUACGAAGACUCGGCUUCCUGAAAUAG